GGAAGCUGCUUCUGCUGCUGUUGCUGCUGCUGUUGUUUCAGGGAUAUUAAAACAUGGACAGUCAAGGGAGGAAAGUCGUGGUUUGUGACAAUGGAACCGGGUUUGUUAAGUGCGGCUAUGCAGGCUCCAACUUCCCCGAACACAUUUUCCCAGCGCUGGUUGGCCGGCCAAUCAUCCGCUCCACAGCUAAAGUUGGAAACAUUGAAAUCAAGGACCUGAUGGUGGGAGACGAGGCUAGCGAGCUGCGCUCCAUGCUGGAGGUGAACUAUCCCAUGGAGAACGGCAUCGUCAGGAACUGGGAUGACAUGAAGCACCUGUGGGAUUACACCUUCGGCCCCGAGAAGCUCAACAUCAACUCACGCGACUGCAAGAUCCUUCUGACCGAGCCGCCAAUGAACCCGACCAAGAACAGGGAAAAGAUCAUUGAAGUGAUGUUUGAAACGUACCAGUUCACCGGAGUUUACAUCGCCAUCCAGGCCGUCCUCACUCUCUACGCUCAAGGGCUGCUGACUGGUGUUGUGGUCGACUCCGGCGACGGCGUCACUCACAUCUGUCCGGUGUACGAAGGUUUCUCGCUGCCUCACCUGACCCGACGCCUCGACAUCGCAGGAAGGGACAUCACACGCUACCUCAUCAAGCUGCUUCUGCUGCGAGGUUACGCCUUCAACCACUCCGCUGACUUCGAGACGGUGAGGAUGAUGAAGGAGAAGCUUUGCUACGUCGGUUACAACAUCGAGCAGGAGCAGAAGCUGGCGCUGGAGACGACGGUGCUGGUGGAGUCCUACACGCUCCCGGACGGCAGGGUGAUCAAGGUGGGAGGAGAGAGGUUCGAAGCCCCCGAGGCUCUGUUCCAACCUCACCUCAUCAAUGUGGAGGGGGUUGGCGUGGCCGAGCUGCUCUUCAACACCAUCCAGGCUGCAGAUAUCGACACCAGAUCUGAGUUCUACAAGCACAUCGUCCUGUCCGGAGGCUCCACCAUGUACCCCGGCCUGCCGUCCCGCCUGGAGCGCGAGAUGAAGCAGCUUUACCUGGAGCGAGUCCUGAAGGGAGACGUCGACAAACUAUCGAAAUUCAAGAUCAGGAUAGAGGACCCCCCUCGGCGUAAACACAUGGUGUUCCUGGGCGGCGCCGUGCUGGCCGACAUCAUGAAGGACAAGGACAACUUCUGGAUGACGCGAGAGGAGUACGAGGAGAAAGGGACAAGAGUGCUGGAGAAGCUGGGUGUCACCGUCAGAUAAAACACACACACACAUACAAAAACACUUCCCAGUCCUCCACAAUGUACCUCCAUCUACUCCAUCACUUGACAUCCAUGCAUCGCUCACCUCGAUGUGUCUGGAAGGUCACAAUGUGUCUUCAAUUCACACACAUUAUGAUAAAAGGGAGGGAUAGAAGGAGGGAGGGCAGGGCAGGGAGGGAAAAUAGGGAUGAAGGAUGUGGAGUUUUGGGGGAAAAGAAGUCUCCUGUGAAGGCAGGAAAUUAAGAAUACAAUGUUUUUUUGAGAUACAUGAGGCAUUUAAAGGAAAAGUUUGACAUCUUGGCAAACGUAUUGUCUUUCUUGCUGAGAGUUAGCAGAGAGGAUUCAUACCACUCUCACAUCUGUGCAUUAAAUAUGAAGCUGGAGCCAGAACAUGAUAACCUUACCAUAAAGAUUGGAAACAGGGGGAAACAGCUAAUCUGGCUCUGUCCUAAGGUUACAAACAUCUGCUUACCUGCACUUUUAAAGAUCACUGAAAAACAUCCAUAUUGUAUUUGUGUAAUUCGUACAAAAGCGUGAAGUAUAUGUGGUGACUUUGUGCAGGAUUUACGUCAUUGUGAGGUUGCCGGAAGAAGUAGUCGCUACAUAAACCCCCUUAAAACCACAAUUUAUCACUUUUACACUUAGAUUUCAUUACGAAUGAAUCAAACAGGAUAUAACGUGUUAAUUAAAGAUCUUUUUGAGGUGCUUUUAGGCUGAUUUUAUAACCUUUGGACAGAGCUAUACUUGAUAUGUUCAACAUGUUUCCAAUCUUUAUACUAAGCUUAGCUAACUAUCUACCGGCUCCAGCUUCAGAUAUAAGAGUGGUAACAAUCUUCUUAUCAAACUCUCAGCAAGAAAGCAAACGUUUAGUAAGAAAAUAAAUAAAAAUAAAUACAUUUCCCAAAGUGUGGCAUUAAAAAUGGCGGAGUGUUUAAACUUAAAAAUGUCCCUUAAGAGACCAAUUUACUUUCAAUUUGUGUCUGUCGAGCGAUUCCUCAUAAAGCCAGAUUGAACUCUGGUCCGUUUUCGAGAUGAAGACGACGACAGUGAUUAUUAUUAGUGAUGCAUUUGAGUUCGGCUCCAAUAUGAGACCUCCGCCAUGUGAAAAAUGUGUCACCUGCUCUGAAUAGAAUAAUCCAGACUGAUACUCGCAGUGUGGAGCAUUAAAGAGAUUAGAUAUCCGAACAAAUAGAUCAUUACAUACUGUGUCUUUUUAAAAUACAGGUCAUCAAAUACCACGUUGCCCUCGCCCCAAAUGUCCAGUUUAAUGUCUUGAAACCCUUCGUUGAGUCACUGGACUGAAGGUGCAGAAGGGCAGGCAGAUAUUUUUAACUUGAUGUGACUUUUGCUCGAGCUGGGACGUUCAUAUCUUUCACAAGAGGCUGGAAAGAUUGAGAAAACUUUGAAGGAAACUCUAAAUUCCUCAGUCUUUUUGUCGUCUUGGCUUCUUCUUGGAUUUGUGGUUUGAUUUGUGGUGGUAAGCAGGGUUUGGGGUAUGGAAACAAGCCCAUUUGUAUCCUGCUUACAACCUACAAAUCAUCCAUCACACAUCAAAGACCGCUUGACGUAUAAGGAAACGGUUUUGAUUUCUCGACAAUUACAAAGCAUAAAGUCCAUUCCUUAGCGCUGAUGAAGGACAUCAACUAUGCACCAAAUUCCUGCGACACUACUUCCCCUGAAAUCGGACUUUUGAGCGACUCUGCGUCACGUUAAAAGUACCAACUACCAGAUGGUAGGCUUUUUAGUGACCAACAAUAGACGAGUGCAAUGACUCAAAGAGACUUUACAGAAAAAGAAGAAAGAAUUAAAACACAGGAACACAUAAAAUAUCAAUAAAUGCUUUCCAAUAAAGUGUUUAAGACUAAAACUGACUAAGAAAGGUCUCUUCCAUUGCAGCCAAUACAAACUUUUGUUUGCCAGACGCUAAAUGAAGAAAUUUACUGUUUUAUUUUAUUAGUAUUACUGUAAUAAAGAUUGGGGUCACCAAUGGCAGCACUGAACACAAGUCGGUGAGUCUUUUCCUUUCAGUGGACGUGACUCCUCGCUCUCUAUACUCACGAGAGCGAAGGAAUUUAAUUUGUCAAAAUGAGACGGCCUCGCUCGCUCCAGCAUCAUUUUCGGGAGAUAUAGUUAUUCAUGACUCACAGCACCUCAACUGUCACAGAAUAUAAUUAAUAUUACAGUAAAACUAUUUCCACAACAGGCCGUUUGUUCCCUUUACCGUCCCGUCAGAUCAGCUAAACGGGGAGUUGUAGGAUAGCACCUGUAGUCCUGUAGUCACUUGCUCACAUUUCAGGGAUUGAAGCUUCCUCGAUGACGGCUGAUCUGGAUUAUUUCCUGGUCACAGAUCAGUGGAUGGAAGAAGCAUGAUUAACAGGAAGAAAGCACACAAAAGAAAUGCUGCAACAUGUUUUUGUUUGUUUUUUCUUGUAUCGACGGUAGUAGAAGAAAAACCUUUCUUGGUCAGAGCGAAUUUCCAACCAUCUGGUCAGCCUGUAUUCCUGUAACUCAUCAUCUGAGUCACUCAAUGACAGAAAUGUUCUGGGAUGUGUAGUACGAUGUUCCUGUUUCAGGGUUAGUCAUUCCUCUUGUUACUAUUUGCAACAUGCUUUCAAUUCCAGCUUCUUUUUUCACUUUUUGUUUCAUUCCUUUCUUGGUUUCUGAUUAUUGCUUUUGUGCUUUUUGUUUCAGUUGAGACCGGGCUUUGCCUUUUAUUAUUUGUAGGAUUGUUCAGCCGAUUUAUGAUUGCAUCAUUGCCUGAGUUCACUAAAGGGCCCGAACAGCUGAUCUGGGUUCAGUCAUUGCUUAUAAAUCAAUUGUAAACUGUUGGUGAACAGAUUCAUUGGCUGGUCCUGGAUCAGAUAUUAAGGGCAAAAUGAAGCAUAUCCUGUUUUCAGAGGAAAUCACCAGAAGGAAAUAAUCAAUAUGUUGGUGUUAUAAGGAGAAAGGAGGAGUGGACGGUAAAGUCACUGUCAGCUGAUGAGGUUUAGUCAUGUAAACAUUUCUUGAACUUUAAAUGAUCUCAUUGGUUGAGAUGAAGCUCAGUAAAUGGAACAAUUGUAAUGUAACCUGAGAGCGAAUCUGAAGAAGAGGAGAAAGUUAAUAUUAUGCACUUCAGCUAAAUGCUUGGUAAAUGUGGUUGUUAUAGAUAAAGUAGCCUUUUUUAUUAACCUCAGAAAGAAGAUCCACCAGCCAAUCAGGUACAGAGUAAUGCUCUUAUAUGCCAUCAGCCGGGGGUUAGUUAUAAACUUUAGACUCAGUACUACAGUACUCAUGAGCCUCAGCAGCUAUUUCUAUAUAGCAGAUACUAACUAGAGCUGUUGGGGUCACUGGGUUGUUGCAAUCAAGACCAAAGACUCUCUAACCAGUGAGAUCAUUCUGGGAUGUUUGUGCAUAUAAAUCUUUUAAGGAUAAGGCUGGCACUAUUUCUCUUCUUGUCAACAAAUCUCAUGUUUGGAUCCAAACCAACAAUCAACUGAUCUCCGAGUAUUUUGUGUGUGUAUCCAAAACCUGAUGUAUCUUAUUCCUCUGUGAAGUAGACCUUGGCUGCACUGGAUAACAUGUUCGAAAUUUGGCCACAUUAGUUUGUUUAGAAACGGCUCCAAAAACUAAUAUCAGCGAUCAUGUUUUCAGUCUCCAGAGAGUAGUUCUGUGUACAGGUUUGCUCGCUUGUUGUGCAUAUGUGGAUUAAAACUUCUUGACUUUGAAUUACAGCAUACAUUUCUCAAAGAACUAUAGUAAGAAGUCAAGAGGUCGUGACAUGUAGCACAACAAGCUAGUGAACCGCGUUCCUGCACAUGCUCAGUAGCGUCUGACUUACACAGAACAACUCUCCAGAGACCGAAAACGUGAUCGCUGAUAUAUAUUUUGGAGCCGUUUCUAAACAAACGAACGUGACAAAACUCUUCAUAAUGCAGGAACAUGUAUCUACAGCACAGAGGGAUAAUAUGUCAGGCUUUGGCUACACACACAAUACUUGCUAGUAGAUCAGUUAAUUGUUGGCUUGGAUCCGAACGUGAGAUGUGUUGACGGGAAGAAAUAUCUAGCAAAUCACCAGAAUGAUCCUUCAUGAUUCACACUUUGAGGCUAUUUUGAGCUUUUAAACCGUCUGGAGUUUUUUUUUCCAUUUGAAUUUGAAUUCCACUAAUCAUCAGUCUCAUGGUUUUCUUCCUCAUCAUGACCAAACUUUCCUCUCCUCCUCCUCCUCCUCCUCCUCUGCUUCUCGGGUCUUGGCUGUACUGAAGAUGAAUUUGUGGGUUUUGGGGGUUACAGUUGAAGGGGAUUUGUGUCGGUUACUGAAAUAAUAUUUGUAAUAUUAAUGAGAAUCUGGUGUCAGGAAGUGGAGACCACGUAAAAGCUGGUAUUUGUGGUUUCCAUCUUGGUGCUUAUGUGUAUAUUGGAGGCACUUGACACACACACAUAUGAAUAUAAAUGUAUAAUUUCUUUUGGACAACACAGUCAUUAAGUGCCAAGUACAGUUAUUCUAGCUGGAUCUUAUUUUUGGUCGUCCUUUUUAUGUUUUUGUUUAUAGCAUAACUGCCAACCGCUGAUUUAAAUAAAGCAAAGUGAUUUAUA
Scomber scombrus (Atlantic mackerel) is the source of this 5815-nucleotide messenger RNA. RefSeq names its product actin-related protein 2-B. Lineage: Eukaryota; Metazoa; Chordata; Actinopteri; Scombriformes; Scombridae. The record is from RefSeq and is a predicted model, not a curated record. Gene Ontology annotation, cellular component: actin cortical patch; Arp2/3 protein complex. The transcript has 9 exons. Gene Ontology annotation, biological process: Arp2/3 complex-mediated actin nucleation. Bases 54 to 1238 code for a protein of 394 amino acids. Gene Ontology annotation, molecular function: actin filament binding.